Messenger RNA from Lindgomyces ingoldianus, 873 nucleotides. Its product is annotated as endoglucanase IV precursor. Lineage: Eukaryota; Fungi; Ascomycota; Dothideomycetes; Pleosporales; Lindgomycetaceae. The record is from RefSeq and is a predicted model, not a curated record. Bases 1 to 804 code for a protein of 267 amino acids. The transcript is spliced from 2 exons.
AUGGCCCCUAUUACGACUUACCUCUUUUCCUUCGCAUUCGUUCUUCCGACUCUUGUAAACGCCCACGGGCAUGUCACCGGGAUCGUAGCAGAUGGGAAGUGGUACACCGGCUGGAACGGCGAAAUGAAAUACCAGAAUCCUCUUCCAGCGACUGCGGGCUGGCAGGCUGAUAAUUUGGACAACGGUUUCGUCACACCGGAUUCAUUCGCCAAGCCCGACAUCAUCUGUCACAAAUCCGCGAAGAAUGGGAAUGCCUACAUCCCCGCGAAGCCGGGAUCCAAGAUCACAUUCCAGUGGAACACAUGGCCUGUAUCGCACAAAGGCCCCGUCUUCGACUACAUAGCAUCCUGCAACGGCGACUGCACAACCGUCGACAAAACCAAACUCACAUGGGUCAAAAUGGACGAAGGCGCCUGGCUCUCCGGCAACGACCCCGGAACUUGGGUCACAGACAACCUUAUCAAAAGCAACAUCUCUUGGUCUAUAACGCUCCCCAACCUCGCACCAGGAAACUAUGUAAUCCGCCAUGAGAUCAUCGCUUUGCACGCAGCGUCGCAGACCAAUGGCGCGCAAGCCUAUCCCCAGUGCGUCAAUUUUCAGGUGUCAGGGGGUGGGACGUUAGCAGUGAGUGGGGGUGUGCCCGCAACAAGCUUUUACAAGGCCAGCGAUCCUGGAAUUCAGUUUAAUUUGUACUCGAAGUUUACGGGAUACACGAUGCCGGGACCAGCGUUGACGAAGCUUCUGAGGAGGGAGGAGGGGGAGGAGAGGGAGCAUGCGAGGAAUUGGUUUAGGAGGAUGAAAUGAGGGAUCGAUGGAGGGAGGCAAAGGAUGAGACCGUGUUCCAUCAUUGAAAUGUACUUGCAUGGUUCUUGU